Messenger RNA from Carlito syrichta (Philippine tarsier), 3074 nucleotides. It is a transcript of the gene HERC6, whose product is annotated as HECT and RLD domain containing E3 ubiquitin protein ligase family member 6. The record is from RefSeq and is a predicted model, not a curated record. The transcript is spliced from 23 exons. NCBI's taxonomy places the organism in Eukaryota, Metazoa, Chordata, Mammalia, Primates, Tarsiidae. Gene Ontology annotation, molecular function: ubiquitin-protein transferase activity. Bases 1 to 3063 code for a protein of 1020 amino acids.
AUGCACUUCUUCUGGGGCGCCGGAUCCCGGGGGCCGCAGCGCCAGACGGCGGCGGGCGUGGACGGCAGGGAGCUGCUGCAGGCUGCCAGCGGGGAGAGCCACGCGCUACUGCUGCGGGCCGACCACACCGUCUACGCGUGCGGAGACAACAGCCGGGGCCAGCUGGGCCGGGGAAGGGCUCCCAGCGGGGAGCAUCCGGCACCAGUUAAGGCAUUGCGAACUCUACAUGUUGAUUUUGUGAGCUGUGGGAAGGAGCACUCCCUGGCUGUCUGCCACAAAGGAAGAGUCUUUGCAUGGGGAGUUGGCUCUGAAGGGCAGCUGGGAAUUGGAGAAUUUAUGGAAACAUGUUCUAUACCCACGAAAAUAACAACUCUGAAGGGUAUAAAAAUAAUACAAGUUUCCUGUGGACACUACCACUCCCUGGCAUUAUCAAAAGAUAGCCAAGUGUUUUCAUGGGGAAAAAACAGCCAUGGGCAGCUGGGUCUGGGGGAAGGGCUCCUGUCCCAAGCUGUCCCACAGAGGGUGAGGUCCCUGGAGGGGAUCCCGCUGGCUCAGGUGGCUGCUGGAGGGGCUCACAGCUUCGCCCUGUCACUCUGUGGGACUUCGUUUGGCUGGGGGAGCAACAGUGCGGGGCAGCUGGCCCUCAGCAGGAAGGAUGGCCCAGCUUAUAGCAGCAAGCCUUUUUCAAUUGGUGCACUGAAGACUCUAGAUGUGAUUUCUAUCAGCUGUGGUCAAGAGCACACUGCAGUGCUUACCCAGGAUGGGCAGGUGUUCACAUUUGGAGACAAUAGAUUUGGACAGCUGGGAUACAGCUGCACUGCCGGGAAGAGAGGUCCACAACGUGUGGAAGGAAUUGAUGGCUUCGUUUCGCAAAUCGAUUGUGGCAGAUACCACACCCUUGCGUACGUGCACACCACCCGUCAGGUGCUGUCCUUUGGUUGUGGGCCUAGUGGCACAAGCAACCCAGCUCCUCUGGAGACCCAAAUGGAGAACUCUGACAUUCACUGCCUGAUUUCUGCUGAUGACCUCACGAAUGCUCAAGUUAAACACAUUUUUGCUGGAACAUACGCCAACUUUGUGACAACUCAUGAGGAUACUAUUUCCACGAGUGCUUCCAGGAAAACCCUGCCAGAAAUAAGCCGAAUUAGGCAGUGCACUGUAGAUAACUGGAUAGCAGUGAAAAGAAGUGAAUUUAAUAAAGUGACUAAAAGUGAAAUUGAAAUGGUAUUUUCAUCUCCUGCUUGUCUGACUGCAAGUUUUUUAAAGAAAAGCGGAACUGGAGAAAUUUCCAUUGAUGUGGACUUACAGAUGGCAAAAGAAACCUUCGAGAAGUUAACAAAAAGUGAACAGAUUUCUUCCACGAUAACUGCAUGUCUCCAGAAUACUCUGCUCAGAAGUCUUCCAUGCCGUUCUCCACACCAAGAAGCUUUGUCCAUUUUCCUCCUGCUCCCAGAAUGUCCCGCGAUGCAGGCUUCUAUGAACUGGAGGAAGCUGGUGGUUCCGUUUGCAAAGGCUGUUUGUGAAAUGAGUGACCGAUCUCGACAAGUCCUGAGAAAGUGUUGGGCAUCUUUGCAAGAAUCUUCUCUGAACACCCUGGUCCAGAUGCUUAAGGCAGCUGUCAUCUCUCAAUUGCUUAAUUGGACUGAAUCCAUUUCGGGUCACUCUGCUAUUAAAGCGCUUCUCGGAGUCAUGAAAGAAGUAUAUAAGGCAAACAAAACUAAUUGUCGACUACCAGAAAAUACUUUCAUCAUAAAUGAACUUUCCAACCUUUUGAACUUUUAUGAAGAGAGAAAAAGAUUGUUCUUUCGGGAUAACAAGCUGGGACCUGCACAAAACCCCAGUCCUGUUAUUUUCAGCGAUUUUCCAUUCAUUUUUAAUUUGCUAUCCAAAAUUAGAUUAUUGCAAGCUGAUUCACAGUUUAAAAUGCUGGAGCUAAAAACAAAAGCAUGCAUGGAUUGGGAGCGAACCAUUCUACAAAGGAAGGGUGAAUUUCCUCCAUCACCCACAUUUAUACUUAAAGUCAGACGAAGUCACCUGGUUGAAGAUGCUCUGCGUCAGUUAAGCCAAGCUGAAGUCAUUGACUUUUGCAAAGUACUCGUGGUUGGAUUUGUUAAAGAAAUUGUCCCCGAGUCUGGAGGGGUCACGUCAGAGUUCUUCCACUGUAUAUUUGAGGAGAUGACCAAGCCAGAGUAUGGAAUGUUCACGUACCCUAAAGAGGGUUGCUGCAUGUGGUUUCCUGUCAAUCUUAAAUUUGAAAAAAAGAGAUACUUCCUCUUUGGGAUUCUCUGUGGACUCUCCUUAUUCAAUUUAAAUGUUGCCAACCUUCCUUUCCCACUGGCUCUGUAUAAGAAACUUCUGGACAACAAGCCAUCACUGGAAGAUUUAAAAGAACUCAGUCCUCGUGUAGGGAAUAGUUUACAAGAUGUCCUAAAUUAUGGCGCCAGUGACAUUGAAGAUGUAUAUGGCAUGCGCUUUUCUAUAAAUUGGGAUGGAAAAAAUGUGGAUUUAGUUCCAAAAGGGCUCUCUAUACCUGUGGACCAAACCAACAAGGAAGACUUUGUUUCUAAGUAUGUUGACUACAUUUUCAACAUCUCUGUAAAGACAGUAUAUGAGGAAUUUCAGAGAGGAUUUUAUACAGUCUGUGACAAGGAGAUACUUAGAUGUUUCAAGCCUGAAGAACUAAUGACAGCAAUAAUUGGAAAUACUGAUUAUGACUGGAAACAAUUUGAACAAAAUUCAAAGUAUGAUCAAGUAUACUACAAAACACAUCCUACUAUACUGAUGUUCUGGAAGGCUUUCCACAAACUAUCUCUGGAUGAAAAGAAAAAAUUCCUCCUUUUUCUUACAGGACGUGAUAGGCUGCAUGUAAGAGGCAUACAGGAAAUGGGAAUUGUAUUUCGCUGUCCUGAAACUCUCAGUGAAAGAGACUGCCCAAGAUCAGUGACUUGUCAUAAUAUUCUAGACCUCCCUCAAUAUUCUACAAUGGACAGAAUGGAGAAAGCACUUCAAAUAGCCAUUAACAACUACAGAGGGUUUGUUUCGCCCAUGCUCAGGCUGCAGUGAUCACCUCCGAG